Molecule: messenger RNA, 1023 nt
Organism: Micropterus dolomieu (smallmouth bass)
Lineage: Eukaryota; Metazoa; Chordata; Actinopteri; Centrarchiformes; Centrarchidae
Exons: 1
Coding region: 1-1023 (340 amino acids)
Source: RefSeq, a predicted model, not a curated record
AUGUUUUAUGUUGUUGUGGUCUUGUCUUUGGCAGAUGACAGUCACUGUGAUGCAGAGGCUGACCAGACCGUUCCACAGUCAGAGACACCUAUGCAUAAAGAUGCUGACACUCAGUGGGAGGUUCAGGCACUGAUGGAUCACACCUACAUAUUAGGAGAAAAUAUAAAGGAUGUAUGCCACAGGGAAACGCAAUGUGGUGGAAUCCCUUGCCUUUUUGCCUUUUUUGAUCAUGUUAAAUAUCUGGAACAGUUCUAUAAAGCAAACUUUAAGAUGCACGUACUGGAUGAAAUAUUGAUGACCAUGAUGAAACUUAAGUUGAAUCUACUCCAGGGUGAUCUUGCAGAACGCUUUGCUCUGUCCCAAGGGUUAGUGAGCAGGAUCCUCUCCUACUUGAUAGACACAAUGGAGGAGCACAUGAGAAUCUACAUUCCUUGGCUGCCACGGGAGACAAUCCGGAGCACAAUGCCUAAGUGCUUCAGGGAGAAGUUCCCCAACACCACCUGCAUCAUUGACUGCACUGAGACCACCCUGCAGAAACCACACAACCUUGACUCCAGAGGCGAGUCAUACAGCCAUUAUUAUUCCACCAAUACUAUAAAGUAUUUAGUUGCUAUUGCCCCAUGUGGGCUUGUUAUGUUCAUUUCACCUACUUAUGGAGGCAGGUGCAGUGACAAGUUCAUCACUCAGGAGUCUGGCUUCCUGGAGUACCUUCAUCCUGGCGAUGAAGUGAUGGCAGACAGAGGCUCUACCAUCAGAGAUCUGCUUUUUGAGAGAAGGGUUAACCUUGUUCUGCCAGCAUUCAUUCAUAAAGGAGGGCAGUUGUCUGAUGAGGAUGUAACUGCCACAAGGAGGAUUGCAAAUGUGCGCAUACAUGUGGAAAGAGUUAUCAGGAGGCUCAAAGUGUUCAAAAUAAUCUCCCAGACUGUACCCAUCAACUUGGCACACAAAAUGGACAAAAUCCUCAGAAUCUGUGCAGCCUUUGUAAACAUGCAGGGGGAAAUCAUCCACGAGGAUGAUGAGUAA